Messenger RNA from Pseudogymnoascus destructans, 516 nucleotides. RefSeq lists its product as uncharacterized. Bases 1 to 516 code for a protein of 171 amino acids. NCBI's taxonomy places the organism in Eukaryota, Fungi, Ascomycota, Leotiomycetes, Thelebolales, Thelebolaceae. Gene Ontology annotation, cellular component: mitochondrion. The record is from RefSeq and is a predicted model, not a curated record. The transcript has a single exon.
AUGGAAACCCGCGCCCUCCACCACCUCGUGCGCCGCGCACCGCGCCUCCUCGUCCUCCCUCGCCAUACCUGCCACCACAGCACCAACACACCCAACACACCCAACACACCCAGCAGCACCUCCAGCUCCCCCGAAUGGCCCCAAGCCAAACCCCUCGGCCCUUACUACGACUCCCUCCUCACCCACCCCCUCUCCAGCGCCUUCACCUCCGACCCUCAUCCUCCCCCGCCUCCAACUUCCCCUCCCAAGUCCGCAAAAGAAGAGAACAUAGCCCGCGCCCGCGUCGUCUUCGGAUCACGCUUGGCAGGGCCAGCGGAACGCCGCGCUGAAUUGGCUAGCAAGAGCGAACUAGUGGCGGGUGUGUGGGUGCCGCCGCGCCCGGAGGAGCCGGAUAACUGCUGUAUGAGCGGGUGUGUGAAUUGUGUGUGGGAUCGGUUUGGGGAGGAAGUGGAGGAGUGGGCUGCUGCGAGGGCGAGGGCAGAGAGGGCGGUGGGGGGGAGGUGGGCGUUGAUAUGA